AUGGCUUCAACAUUCGUUCGCCGUCUCGCCCGCGCUUCCACCCAUACACUCCACAAAAGCGUACCCCGGAGGACUGCCACUGGUCUAAGACCUCUGGUUCGCUAUGCCUCGACAUCCAGCAAGCAUCCUCCCGGCUUCGAGCCACCCACCACCGAGGAUCUCCACGAACUUCGCGAGCGGGUACAGGAAUUCACGCGUCGCGAGAUCCCCGAAGAGGUAGCCCACGAGACCGAUGUCUCCAAUGCCUUCCCGAAUGAUAUGUGGAAGAAGAUGGGCGAAGCAGGUUUUCUGGGCAUCACCGCCGCGGAAGAGUACGGUGGCAUGGCUAUGGGCUACCAAGCGCACUGCAUCAUUCUGGAAGAAAUCAGCCGUGCCAGCGGCAGCAUUGGGCUGAGCUACGCAGCGCACAGCCAGCUUUGCGUGAAUCAACUGUGCCUGAAUGGUAAUGAAGAGCAGAAAGGUCGGAUUCUGCCUGGCCUAAUAUCUGGCGACAAGGUCGGAGCCCUCGCCAUGAGCGAACACAGUGCAGGUAGCGAUGUGGUGAGCAUGAAGACGGUGGCAGAGGAGGUGUCCGGCGGAUACAAACUCAACGGCACCAAGAUGUGGAUCACCAAUGGACCGGAUGCGGACUACGUGGUGGUGUACGCGAAGACGGAACCUGCAGCGGGGAGCAAAGGGAUCACGGCGUUCAUUGUUGAGAAAGGCUUCGAAGGCUUCAGCGUGGCGCGGAAGCUGGACAAGCUAGGCAUGCGCGGCAGUAAUACGGGAGAGCUCGUGUUUGAGGAUGUUUUUGUGCCCAAGGAGAACAUCCUCGGGCCUGUUAACAAGGGCGUCACAGUCUUGAUGGAAGGACUGGAUCUCGAGCGCUUGGUGCUGAGCGCUGGCCCGCUUGGUCUGAUGCAGGCUUCGCUGGACCUUGUGCUUCCAUACACGCACACGCGCAAGCAGUUCGGCACCCCAAUUGCGCACAACCAGCUCAUACAGGGAAAGCUGGCCGACAUGUACACCAAACUACAGGUAAGCAGGGCGUACACAAUGGCAACGGCGAGGGCGGUGGAUGAAGAGGGCACCAUCAGAACGCAAGAUUGUGCAGGCGCCAUUCUGUACGCGGCAGAGCGUGCCACCGAGUGUGCCUUGGACGCCAUACAGCUGAUGGGCGGUAAUGGCUACGUGAAUGAGAUCCCGGCUGGACGACUGCUGCGGGAUGCGAAGCUGUAUGAGAUCGGGGCUGGGACGAGUGAGAUUCGGCGCAUGGUCAUUGGAAGGGCUUUCAACAAGGAGUACAAGGAUGCUGGCAUGUGA
Cyphellophora europaea CBS 101466 is the source of this 1302-nucleotide messenger RNA. RefSeq lists its product as uncharacterized. The transcript has a single exon. Gene Ontology annotation, biological process: L-leucine catabolic process. The coding region runs from base 1 to 1302 and encodes 433 amino acids. The record is from RefSeq and is a predicted model, not a curated record. Gene Ontology annotation, molecular function: 3-methylbutanoyl-CoA dehydrogenase activity; flavin adenine dinucleotide binding. NCBI's taxonomy places the organism in Eukaryota, Fungi, Ascomycota, Eurotiomycetes, Chaetothyriales, Cyphellophoraceae.